Messenger RNA from Sipha flava (yellow sugarcane aphid), 2239 nucleotides. RefSeq names its product radial spoke head protein 3 homolog B-like. Bases 109 to 1536 code for a protein of 475 amino acids. The transcript has 9 exons. NCBI's taxonomy places the organism in Eukaryota, Metazoa, Arthropoda, Insecta, Hemiptera, Aphididae. The record is from RefSeq and is a predicted model, not a curated record. Gene Ontology annotation, cellular component: cilium.
UCCGACCCGAUGGCCGUCGCGUCUCGCCGCCCGCGCCGUUCACUCGCGCGGCCGCACGAACCGUCCCGUUCCGCACGCGUUUUUCCCGGCGUCUGAUCCCCGCGGGCGAUGCGCGAUGACGGGACCACAGCGGCCGCCGCCGGUAGCGACAACACGUCGUCGUCGUCGUUCGUGAUCAUCGGCGACGGCGGCGGCGAUGACGGUGACCGUCGCCGGUUCGCCCGGAACCUGGACGCGAAGCUGAAGAAACUGCAGCGGCGCGAAGGCGGUGACGGCGCCGCCAAGCGCGCGGCCGCGUCCAGGAAACCGGUGUUCGUGACCACCGUGAAAACCGGCAUCUUCCUGGACCCGCCGCCCGACCUGGCCGCACUGCUGGGCCUCGACCACGACCACGACCGCGCGGCCGACUCCGACCGGUACUACUCGUACUCGAGCAAGCCGCGUGCGCUCUACGACCAGCAGCACCAGCGCCAGCGUAGGACCGCCGACCGCCGACCGGAUAUGUGCAAACAAACGGGUUACACGAACAUUAUGCACGACAAAAGAGUGGUCAGAGGCAGUAAUUAUACAAAAAAUAUAUACCGUCCAAAAUGGAACCCGUAUUUUGGGUAUGCUAAACAGUUGUCGUCCGAGUUCGGUAAAGAAUCACUACUCGUAGACCGCGAAGCGGAAUGUCAUCGACGCACUAUAGCUAGGAAAAGAGCAAUGGACUAUCAAUCAAGAGCAUUACGAUUGCACCUCGGAGCACCGAAACUUUCCAGAGGUCGUCAAGACGUGGAUAUUCAAACUGACGUACGACUAGAACAGAUGUACGAGUAUCCACAUUACCAGACGUUCGGAGCCCAGACUGAAUUCGAUCAAGAUUUCUACUCAAAUCCGGGAACCGGAACGUCCGAUAACACGGACGCAUCUACCCAAGUGGAUGACAAAGAUUUGUUCGACUUCGAUGUUGAGGUGACGCCAAUAGCCGAGACGCUGAUAUCCGACGUAUUUCGGCAAGCAAUGCGUGAAGUGCUGUACGAAGACGAGUUGGACGCCAGGGCGCGGCAACAAAGAGCGUUAAACAUGAGACGUAAAAUCGAAGGAAUCGAAAAGCAAAGACUGGAGUUUGAAGAAGAAAGGCUGAAUAAAGUGAUCACCGACCACGCUCAAUUAUUUGAUGAAGGCGUAAAAACCGAAAAUACUUAUAUUUAUAAAUCGACUUCAGACCGUGUGACUGAUUUACUUCCCACGAUACUCAACGACCUAAAUCGAAAUGGGUUUAUCACAAAUACCACCGCUAAUAUAAUAAAAAACCCUGAAUUUGUGCCCUGGCUGGUGGAAGAACUUCAAGAAAAUAAAACGGAAGACAUCGAGAGCGAUGAAAUGCUUAAAAGUAUAAUUUACGAUCUUGCAAAACGUCGAUUGGAGUCAUUCAAUGAAAUCACAACUGUGCAAAAUAUACCAAAACCCAAAGAACUUUUCGAAGAAAUUGAAACGGUAACAUUACAAUCCGAUCAAAAAAUCGAAAAAGAUAAUCGGACAGCCGAUACCUAAGAAACCUGUACAGUAAGAAGUGAUCUUAAAAAGAAAAGAACUAUAGAUUCAAUAUUAGUUUGGUCCAUUUCAUUAAGCUCAGAAUAGCUUUUGACAAAAAUCGAUGGUUACGUCGAUCCGAACAAAAUUAACCAAUUUUGUAUUAAUUUAUAUUUUUUAAAAAUACGAUCGAUCGGCUACAAAUAGAUGGAAAAAUAUCACACUACUAUCAAAAAGAAUGAUUUUAUUCGUGAAUUUCAAAAUCAAAUUCACACAAGUUAUUCAAACCAAAUAUCUUUUCAAAAAUGUGCAUCAUAAAAAUAUAACUAUAUUUUUGAUAAUCUUGAAAUUAUUUUUAUUGACAUUACAAGUUCUAACCAAAAUUCACAUUGAAAAUUUACAUUAGAAUGCAAUACAUUAAGAAAUAUUUUUCGUCUGCUUCAAAUAAUAUUGGUUAAUAGACUUGAUACCUGAAUAGCAUAUUAUACUACGAACUUUGAUAUACCGGCAAAACUAUUUAGAACAUAAUGAAGUGGACAAAAACAUCAGAAAUAAUUUUGAAGAUUAUAUUCGUGGUUUAUAGAUUUAGAAACGAACUACUCUAGAUGAACACCGAGUCGAGCUUCAAUCAAAAAUGUUUGUUUUAUCCGGUAGAAUCUAAUAUUACGCCUAAAUAUAUUAUAUGAUUAAGAAAUGUGUUGUACAUUUUUUGAGUUGUAUCAAA